AUGCUCCUAAAUUUAAGUAUAUCUACCUUCCACAAAUUGGACGCUGCAUCUAGCCGCAUUUUGGACAUUCAUUACCCAGCACGAGGAAUUGUUGCGGUUUUCAUUCAUAUCAGGUAUUUUAAUGAAUUCAAUAUACUUUUAGACAAAUGGAAGAUUAUGCCUCUCCAUGAUUUCAGUCCAUUAGAUCUUUGA
This is a messenger RNA of Gilbertella persicaria, 192 nucleotides long. RefSeq lists its product as uncharacterized. The record is from RefSeq and is a predicted model, not a curated record. The transcript has a single exon. Lineage: Eukaryota; Fungi; Mucoromycota; Mucoromycetes; Mucorales; Choanephoraceae. The coding region runs from base 1 to 192 and encodes 63 amino acids.